This is a messenger RNA of Penaeus chinensis, 2817 nucleotides long. RefSeq lists its product as uncharacterized. The record is from RefSeq and is a predicted model, not a curated record. The transcript is spliced from 10 exons. Lineage: Eukaryota; Metazoa; Arthropoda; Malacostraca; Decapoda; Penaeidae. The coding region runs from base 1 to 1356 and encodes 451 amino acids.
AUGAUCGGAACACAGGCGCAAAGGCGAAACAAGGCCGACAGAGCCCAAAUUGCACCUUGCACGGUCGAACAUAUUCUUGCAAAGACUUUGCGAAGAGAGAUGCAGCGUUCGAGGAGGAGGCGGAGAAGUGUCUUGCUCAAAGGGAAUUUACGUUGCCUUUCGAGGCGAGAAAUGAAAUUGAAGAAAACGGAUCAGGUUUCAAAUUCUAUGAAUGGCAAUGAGAGGAGAUCGAGCUCAGCAGAAAUAAACAUUAGCCCUGUGUCAGAUGCGACUUCACUCCCGCCAAAAGGGGACACGGAAAAAGUGAGCAUCGCGCCUGGCAAAAGCACUCUCGGCUGUAAGAAAACUAUGGAACAAAGCCACGUUUUACGGCCUGGUUUGAUUACUUCCCGCAACCGAGACAAUGCUACCGGCAUUGUUAUUCCUCUGCGACAUAACAAGGGCUCUACCAGCGACAUAUUCAACUCUCGCCAAGAAGUAGGCACAGCUGGACGAGGCCAUAGGAGGCACGGCCGUAAAUCGCGGCCGCCCAUACGCGAUGAGGUCGAACGAGGCUGCCGCGGACUCCACAUCAUCGAGCUGGAGGUUCCUGACGUCAUCCAGAACGGGUCGCAGUCCUCGGUGCUGCUGGACUGCAAGUACCACUACGAGCGCUACGAGGAGGAGGGCCUGGUCGUCAAGUGGUUCUGGAACCAUGAGCCGGAGGCCGUGUACCAGUGGAUCCCCGGAAAGAGGCCCGAGGCCAUGGGCGUGCUCAAGGGUCGCGUGAACCUCGACUACCCGGCUUCCAAGGACAAGUACAGCCAGCAUCGCGCCCUCGAGAUCCUGCACCCGACGACCGAGCUGACAGGAGUCUUCACCUGCCGCGUGUCGUCCUUCCACGACGAGGAAUAUGCCUCGAAAAGGAUGAUCGUCUAUGCGCCGGCGACGAGCAUGAACGCGUCGUACCACAAGCCGACGCCCGACACCGUCAACAUCACCUGCGACGCCCACGGCAUCUACCCGCAGCCGCGCCUCCUGCUCUUCCGGGGCACCAACGCCAGGACCAGGAAGUCCAUCAGCGAGGCCAAGGUGGAGGCGGUGGAGGGCGAGGUCGGCUACAGCGUGUUCCUGGAGGCGCUGCUGGAGGACCGCUCGCUGCUCCAGGAGACCGUCUUCGAGUGCGUGCUCUCCAUCCCCGACACCGAGUACCAAGUCCGGAGGAAGAUCAUCUACUUCCCGGGUUACGCGGCCCUUGGGAGUUACGGUGGCGCAACAGUGAGCCCUCCGUUGCCUCUCUUCCUGCUUCUGCUGCCGUCCCUGCUGCUGCUGGCGACCUCCCUCCGCGGGCCCUUGCCCCUGCCGACCGCCCGCUGACCGUGAGGAGGCAAGAGUCGUCGUGACGUCCAGCGACAGGCCCGUCAGCGCGAUUCUCACCGUGUUCAUCCGCCAUAAGGGCGCGCGAGAGCAUUCCAUUGAUCACCUAAUCUGUCCUGGAAAAAUAGUCGCUCCAUUGAUCGAUUCACGCGAUUGUGGAUUAUUUUGUUUGUUGGGAAUGUAAAAGAAUGCAUUUCAGUUUAUGGAAUGUUGUGACUUUGGACAGAAAAUGACAACCGGAAAAAGAAAGCAACAGAGGGACAAAGGGAUAGACAUCGAUGCCUCGUAACAACCCAGUGAUGAUUGUCCUCCGCGAACUCAAGUAGUAUAAUGACAGGAAUUUUGAGGUUAAAAUAACUCCUUUGUGAAGACAUUAUUUCUCUUUCCAUCAUUAUUUUAAUUAAAAUUUCCUGUUGCCUUUUUUUCCUCAGCAACCAAUCAAAUCAAUCAAACAGCUGUAGAUUCUGUCUAGAUAUCGAGUAUUUUGGUGUCGUGUGUAAAAUAUAUGUAUGAAGCUUAUUCGCACGAAACUUUUUGAUUUCACAUUUUGGAAAUGCAUAACACUGAAAUUUAACACUUAGGGUUCAGAAUAGCGGCAGCAGAAAGCGCGCUGUAGACAGCUAGUCGUUCGGCUUCUUGUGUUCCCGUAACCACACUGAUUUGCAAAUUGUUCUUCAUAGAAUACUGGUUAGCUGUCAAGGAAAUGGAUAAAUGCUGUGAAUUGUAUAAUAUUUUCACGUCAUCUUUGCAGCAUUUGUAUCUUUGUACGAAUAAGUGUUUUGAUUUGAUUCGAUGUGUGUAUCCGCUUCAUCUGCGCGUAUGUACGUGUUUGAAACAUGUUUUAAUAUCUAGCGUCCCACUGCCCAAUCAGGUAACUGCAAACGCGUCACGUGACCUGGGACGAUGGGAGUCAUGUUCCUAUUGGUUAGAAGAAUCCGACUUGAUCGUCCAGUAAUAUUAGUAAAGAAAAUUAUCUAAACUGGAGAAACAGGAAAGCAAAAGAUUGUUGAAGGUUCCAGUGAUGUGAGAAACCAUGUUUAUUACGUCCAGUUAGAUUAUGAACCAAAAAUAUGGCUUAGAUUUUUUUCUGUUCGUUUUCCAGCUGCUAACACGAAGACCUUUCUCGUUUGGAAAUUCGUUGCCCGUAAUUGUCAUCACUGUACAGCAGAUAGAAAAUACGUUCAUAUGGCUUUGCAGUAAUUUUGCAAAUUAAGGAUUAAUAGAGUUUCACAUCUACAAAACAGAACCAAACCCACUAACGGUAAGUUAUCAACAUAUUUUGUAAAUAAAGUAUAAAUAGACGAAUUUUAUGUUGUGAACUUGACUGAAUUACAUGUUAAACAUUUUCAAUUAAAAGUAUAUAUUACCAUUUUUUGAAUUACAAAUAUAUAUAUAUAUAUUAGCAGAUUUCUUCAUACGAAAAUGUACCGUUAGAGACCACGAAUAAAAUCUUAAAGUCCC